Molecule: messenger RNA, 2029 nt
Organism: Abrus precatorius (Indian licorice)
Lineage: Eukaryota; Viridiplantae; Streptophyta; Magnoliopsida; Fabales; Fabaceae
Product: pentatricopeptide repeat-containing protein At1g20300, mitochondrial
Exons: 1
Coding region: 224-1831 (535 amino acids)
Molecular function (GO): protein binding
Source: RefSeq, a predicted model, not a curated record
CACAAUUACAUUCUUCUCCCUAAGUUAACAAACGGCCCGCGUUAACAAAAAAACGAGCGGUACAUCAGUAAUCCGGCGGGGCCAGUGUAUUGGCAUUCUGAUUCGCCGCCGUUGUCAAUAACCAAAGUCACGUUCAGACACGAAGUGAGCUCUGCACCACGGCGUUGCUGAACUGAAGCCCGAGUGAUUCCCUUGAACCUUGCAUUACCGAACAGCACCAUCCAUGGCCUUCAGCAUAUCAAGAGCACGCUUGCGCCGCACUCUCUCACCCCUCUUACCCCGUACUUGCAGACCAUAUUGUUCUUCUUCAGCCUCAGUUCCCGAACCUCCUCUUCAACACGAUACAAGCGAGACUUCCCAAACCAGUGAAAGCAUUAAUAAUCCCACUCCCGAAGAAACCCUCAUAGUCGACGAAUUCCAUGCCGCGAUUAAAGACCACUACUGCAGAAACCCCAUUUCUAACCCUAACGCCCCUCCCCCCUCUCCCAACCUAACUAUACCCGAUCUCUCCUUCGAUCUUUCUAGAAUCUCCGCCACCCACGCGCUUUCUCCUUCCAUCGCGCGUCGAGUCAUCGAGAAAUGCGGCGGUGUCCGUCACGGCAUCCCUUUCCUCCAAUCGCUGGCGUUCUUCAACUGGGCCACAGCCCUCGACGGUUUCCCCUCUUCUCCUGAACCCUACAACGAAAUGCUCGACCUCGCCGGAAAACUUAGGCAUUUCGACUUAGCGUGGCACUUGAUCGAUUCGAUGAAAGCUCGCGGCGUUGAAAUAACCGUUGAGACGUUCUCUGUUCUCAUCCGAAGAUACGUGAGGGCCGGAUUGGCUGCGGAGGCGGUGCACGCUUUUAAUCGUAUGGAGGACUAUGGUUGCACGCCUGAUAAGGUUGCAUUUUCAAUUGUGAUUAGUAGUUUAUGUAGGAAGAGAAGAGCAAGUGAAGCACAAUCGUUUUUUGAUAGUCUUAAGAAUAGGUUUGAGCCUGAUGUUGUGGUGUACACUAGCUUAGUUCAUGGGUGGUGCCGCGCCGGUGAUAUAUCGAAGGCUGAGGAGGUGUUCAGGGACAUGAAGAUGGCUGGAAUCAAGCCUAAUGUUUAUUCUUAUAGCAUUGUAAUUGACUCGUUGUGCCGGUGCGGACAAAUCACUCGUGCGCAUGAUGUUUUCUCAGAGAUGAUUGAUGCAGGUUGUGAUCCUAAUGCUGUUACUUUUAAUAGUUUGAUGCGGGUUCAUGUCAAGGCUGGACGGACUGAGAAGGUCUUGCAGGUUUACAAUCAAAUGAAGAGGCUCGGUUGUCCUGCUGAUACAAUUAGCUAUAAUUUCAUAAUAGAGAGUCAUUGUAGAGAUGAAAAUCUUGAUGAAGCUGUGAAGGCUCUCAAUUUAAUGGUUAAGAAAGGGGUUUCCCCUAAUGCGUCCACUUUCAAUUCGAUUUUUGGGUGCAUUGCUAAGUUACACGAUGUAAAUGGUGCGCAUCGGAUGUAUGCUAAAAUGAAGGAACUGAAGUGUCAGCCCAACACGUUGACUUAUAAUAUAUUGAUGAGAAUGUUUGCUGCCUCAAAAUCUACAGAUAUGGUUCUGAAAAUGAAGAAGGAAAUGGAUGAGAAUCAAGUUGAACCUAAUGUGAAUACUUACCGGAUUUUGAUUUUGAUGUUUUGUGAAAUGAAACACUGGAACAACGCCUACAAGCUAAUGAAGGAGAUGAUUGAGGAAAAAUGCCUAAAACCAAAUCUAUCGGUUUAUGAAAUGGUCUUAGAGCAGCUGAGGAAGGCUGGACAGUUGAAAAAGCACGAAGAAUUGGUGGAUAAGAUGGUUGCCAGGGGAUUUAUCACUCGCCCUUUGUAGAAAUACCUUCAUCAUUCAAAUGUGUGGGCUAAAUAAGACAACUUCCAAUGUGUCAUUUACAUCAUUCACGUGUCAUUUUUUUUUAAAUUUAGAGGCUCUAAUUCAUAUUUAUGUCCUGGUGUAGAAUGUUUGGUUUAGUGGGUUAAGAUCUUGGAUGGAGUUCUUUUCAAUUUGAUUAACAUGAAUCCUAUGAUGGUU